This is a messenger RNA of Amoebophrya sp. A120, 309 nucleotides long. Lineage: Eukaryota; Dinophyceae; Syndiniales; Amoebophryaceae. The record is from the annotation of a GenBank genome assembly.
AUGUAUCAGAAGAAAAUGCGUGUUGCUGUUUUUUGGCGAUGUGUCGUGUAUACUCAAUUCGGUACAUUUUGUUGCUCAGCUUGCUGUUUCUUUUUUUCUUUCUGCACAUUCAAACAGAGGCAGGAGCAGUCCACGCUCGCCGUACUUUGUUUUUUACGAGAGCAUCUUUUUAAUGAACGCACGAAUGACAGAGCGGGGUUACACCUUGGUUUUUCAUCGUGGUGUCGUAGCUCUUUUUUCCUCGAGAGUGGGUGGGAUUCAGCUUUCGCUGUGGUUUCUGAUUUUAUUUUUUUUUUUAUUUCUUUUUGA